AUGUUAAACUUAUCAUUAACACAGCCAGAUUCCUUUUGCAAUAAAAAUGACACCAGAUGCUUUUCAAAUUCUUGCCCAAACAAUUCUACAUGCACUGGUCUUUCAAAAACAAAUUGCCUGUAUUCAGACACAACCAAUAAUUUGAAUAAAGACUGUGACAACAUAAAAGAUCCUUGUUUCUCUAAUCCCUGUCAGCAAAACGCUUCUUGUGUGAACACCAGAGAAAUGGGCUCUCUGUGCAAGUGUCCUCCUGGCUACAGUGGGUUGACCUGUGAAACUGCUGUUGCUGCCUGUGGCACAAACUUCUGCCAACAUGGAGGGGUUUGCCAUCAUGACCCUGGUCACCCAGUCUGUGUCUGCCCUGCUGGCUGUGUUGGAAGCUUCUGUGAGAUUGAUCAGUAUGAGUGUGCAUCCAGCCCUUGCCACAAUGGGGCUUCAUGUCAAGAUGAAAUCAAUGGCUGUAUCUGCUUCUGUGUCCCCGGAUAUCAAGGCAGCCACUGUGACUUGGAAGUGAAUGAAUGUGUUUCAGAUCCCUGCGAGGAUAAGGCUGUAUGCCUCAAUGAGAUAGGAAAAUACACUUGUGUCUGUCCCCAAGCUUAUACUGGUGUGAACUGUGCAUUGGAAAUUGAGGAAUGUUGGUAGCAGCCCUCUCUAAAUGGUGCAACUUGUCAGGAAGCUCUAGGUUAUCUCUGUGCCUGUGCCCCUGGAUUUCAAGGAGACCACUGUGAAUUCAACCUGGAUGAGUGUGCCAGUCAGCCUUGCCUCCAUGGCGGGUUCUGUGUGGAUGGAGACAACAGAUACAGCUGUAACUGUGUGGAUAGCCAAUUCACAGGGACACACUGCGAGACCUUAGUGCCUCUAUGGUGGUCAAAUCCCUGUCAUAACAAUGCUACAUGUGAGAACAGUUUGGACAAUUACAAGCGUCGCUUUGGACCUCAGUACACGGGUGCCCAGUGUGAGAUGGACAUCAAGGAGUGCCAUAGUACCUGCCAGUCUGACGUGGAACGUGUGGAGCUGUCUUCACAGAAACAAUACGGAUGAAUUGCCGGGCUGCCCUCUGCAUUCAGCUAUCAUGAGGCCACAGGCUAUGGUUGCAUCUGUCCGCCUGGAUUUACAGGGAUUCACUGUGAAGAGGACAUCAACGAAUACUCUUCAAAUCCUUGCCAAAAUGGUGGUACCUAUGAAAACUUGCCUGGAAACUAUACUUCAUGCCCACUUGAUAAUCAUUCUGGCACCUUUUUUGGAAGUGUAGACUGUGCUGAUAUUCUUCUAGGCUGUACCCAUCACCAAUGCCUAAAUAACGGGACAUGCACCCCUGACUUCCAAGAUGGCCAGCAUGGAUUCAGUUGCCUAUGUCCAUCUGGCCACACUGGGUCACUGUGUGAAACUGGCACCACACUUUCUUUUGAAGGCAAUGGCUUCCUGAGGGUCACAAGUCGUUCAGAAACAACCAAGGGCUCAGUUUGUAACACAGCCCUUAAGUUUAAGAUUGUUCAAGUAACGGCACUUCUAUUUUUCCCAGGAGACAGGGACACAGUUGUAAAGCUUGAGUUGCUAAAUGGUCAUAUUCACGUAUUAAUUCAAGUCAAUAAUCAGUCAAAAGUGCUUCUGUAUAUUUCCCACAAUACCAGUGAUAGAAAGUGGCAUUCUGUGGGGAUAACGUUUGCAGAGGCUGUGACUCUUAUUUUACUAGACAACUCCUGUGCAGAGAAAUGCAUCAUGAAAGCACCUUCCCCGUUUAAAAGGGAUCAACCAAUAUGCACUUUUCAAAACUCCUUUUUGGGUGGUUUACCAAUAGAAAAGACCAGCAAUGAUGAUGUUCUGCUUAAUGCCUAUCACACACCAUCCACACCUUCAUUUGUAGGCUGUCUGCAAGACAUUAAGUUUGAUUUGAAUUACAUUACCUUGGAGAACAUUUCAUCCAGCUCAUCAUUAAGCAUCAGCUCAUCACUAAACAUCAAGGCAGGCUGUGUGAGAAAGGACUGGUGUGAAAGUCAACCUUGUCAAAAUAGAGGACAAUGCAUCAACCUGUAGCUUCGUUACCAGUGUGAUUGCCACAGGUCCUACACUGGUCUGAACCAUCUAAGAGCUGAGAGAAGACUGGGCUCCCCAGGAGUGCUGUGGCUCAGAGCAGAGCAGCAACCACAAAAACUGCCAGAUUGCAAUAAUAAUAAUAUCUGUAUGCAAGGGCUCUGUGUUGCAAAUAAUAUGAAAGAAAGGAACACAGUGCCUAGCCCAUACAUGGUGGCCAUUAGCAUGACAAUCGUGACUCUUAAUAAGGGUAUUACAAAUGCUGUUUUUAAUGGACCAAGCAGUGGAACAUUACUCAGGAGCAAUGGAUAUAUUACCAGAGAUCUCACCAACAUCACAUUUGGUUUUAGAACAAGUAAUAUAAAUGGGAUAAUAUUACAUUCAGAGAAAGAGCCUGACUUUCUUAAUAUCAAUAUUCAAGACUCCAGAUUGUCAUUUCAAUAGCAAAGUGGUAACAGUUUUUAUAUGAUGAGUCUGACAAGUUUGCAGCGAGUAAAUGAUGGCACAUGGCACCAAGUGACCUCCAUGACAGACUCACUGGGCCAACCCUCCAAGUGGCAAAUGGGAAUGGACAACCAAACACCAUUUGUGACCAGUACAGUUGCUACAGGAAACCUCAACUUUUUAAAGGCGGACACAGAUUAUGUUGGUGACCAAACUUUGGACAAUAAGAAUGGCUUGCAAGGGUGUAUCGGUGGUAUUUAUCUCUCUUACUCUGAAAAUGUUCAUGGUUUCACUGGUAAUCCUCAGGAAGAGCAGUUUCUCAAAAUCCCUACAAAUUCAGCGGUCCCUGGCUGUUUGGAGGUGAAUGCCUGCAACUCCAACCCCCAUUUGCAUGGUGGAAAUUGUGAGGAUAUCUACAGCUCCUAUCAUUGCUCCUGUCCCUUGGGAUGGUCAGGCACACACUGUGAACUCAACAGUGAUGAAUGCUUUUCAAACCCCUGUAUCCAUGGUAACUGCUCUGACAGAAUUGCAACCUACUUUUGCAGUUGUGAGCCUGGAUACAUGGGUGUGCACUGUGAAGUAGAGCUAGACACCUGCAGGAGACACCAGUGUGUAAACGGAGCUACCUGCAUCAGUGACACUAAUGGCUAUUCUUGUCUCUGCUUGGAGAACUUUACAGGAAAUUUUUGCAGGUGAGCCAGAUUACCCUCAACAGACUGUGGGAAUGAGAAGACAAAUCUCACUUGCUACAAUGAAGGUGAAUGCACAGACUUCCAGGGUGAAUUCAAAUGCAAGUGCCGGCCAGGUUUCACUGGAGAACGGUGUGAAAAGGACAUUGAUGAGUGAGCUUCUGAUCCGUGCUUCCAUGGAGGCCGGUCCCAGGACUUACUCAACCACGUCCAGUGGCUCUGUGAUGUUGCGUUUGCUGAUGAGCACUGUGAAGUAGAUAAGAGCGGCCUCUCCUUUUAUAUCUCUCUCUUACUCUGGCAGAAUCUCUUUCAGCUCCUUUCUUACCUCAUUCUGCACAUGAAUGAUGAACCAGUUGUUGAGUGGGGAGAACAGGAAGACUACUAA
This is a messenger RNA of Chrysochloris asiatica (Cape golden mole), 3549 nucleotides long. RefSeq names its product crumbs family member 1, photoreceptor morphogenesis associated (gene CRB1). Gene Ontology annotation, cellular component: plasma membrane; protein-containing complex. The record is from RefSeq and is a predicted model, not a curated record. Gene Ontology annotation, biological process: establishment or maintenance of epithelial cell apical/basal polarity; heterophilic cell-cell adhesion. NCBI's taxonomy places the organism in Eukaryota, Metazoa, Chordata, Mammalia, Afrosoricida, Chrysochloridae. Gene Ontology annotation, molecular function: calcium ion binding.